GUGAAUCACUCGUUGCCAAUUCAUAUAUCCUCUUUUCAUAUAUUCGUCGCGAACACGACGUUUACGACCUAAUAUUGCGAAGAUAGUCUUCGCAUAAAAUCGAAAGAUAAUUUUACGCACUGUCCAAUCAUUGAUCCAAUUCAUUUCGGCUUAGAGUCACAGUUCUUCCUUUUUCAUUUUUCAUUUUCUAAUUCUAAUUUUUUAUCAAAUUUAGCGUUAAAUCAUCAUCAAAGUGUUGUUGAGAUUGCGACACUAUGUCUGGACCGAUAGAGAAGAAUCUGUUACAGAUAAUGAUAAUCCACAUGCGUCCAGAGGAUAUCAAUGCGCAGUUCGUGGACAUUAUAAUCAUCUUUUCGUCUUCUGUUCUUAUAUUCUUGAAGUUACCUAUCCACCGCAAUCAAAGGUGAGAUCUAUCAUGUUCUAAAUUUAUAGCGUGUUCAACGAGUUCCCUGGAGCGACUGCUAACAAGAGGACUGGAUUUUCUAGUUUUCCUUUCAAUCUGUUUUGAAUCGACCAGUUGAUUGUAGCCUAUUUUUAAAGUUACUCCAUUAAAGCGGAAGUAUGAUGCAUAUGGAUGAUAAAGUGGACGACGUUUUUUUAUACAGAUGGUUGAUUUCAAUCUUUGGUAUUUUAGAGAAAAAUUGUAGUGCUGCGUUAUUGAUAGAAAAAUGCAAAGUUCUAGGUUAAUAAACAAGAUGCAAUAUGAAAAUUAAUUAUGGCUUGUAAAUGUGGAACAUAUUGAUAACCGUCGAGAAACGGUCAUAUUGAUGAACGUAUUAAUGAUUGUCGAUAAACGAUUGUAAUUUAUAAAGAUUAUUUCAAUUGUAGUCUGACAGCUAUAACGUAACUAUAUUGGGAUGUGGUUUUUGGUGUCAGCUUGAUGAAAAUAUUGAACACGUAUAUAGAUAAAUAAACUCUGGCUCAAAAAUUUCAGGAUACCUCGUAUUUAAUAAAAUGUGAUAUUUGGUGUAAAUUAUGAAUAUGUUAUGUAGUAGCGUAUAAUUCCUUUAUCAUAUCAAGUAUCGAGUUAAAUGAAUUGUUACAAGAUAAUUGAAUCAUAAUUUUUUCCAAUUAUGGUGCAAAUAUAUAAAUGUUCUAAUAAGUACAUACACAGAAAAAUACACACUAUAAUAGAGAUAAGCUAUAACAUUACUAAAUGAUACUGUAUCAUAUGGUUUCAAGUUUACGGCCACUGUACGUGCGUGGAUACACGUAUCCUAAGAAAAAGUUUAAAUACCAGUGACUGACCAUUCAGUGCAGAAGUGUGGUUUACAUUAAUUUCACUGACCCUCAAUCUCUGCCUACUAAAAGUCGAGAUACGUGCUAAAUAAUUCAAGAGUUCACAUGAUGCGUUUAUUAUGGAUAUCAUUAUUACCUUCAACUGCAGGAAAAUGCCGCAGAGAAAAAAAAUGCCGAAAGAAAGCAGGUCGUAUGCAUUUAUGUCGUUGUAUAGAGGUCACCACAAGUUCAUCGAAUUAUCUUGAGGUGAAUGAACUAUUGUGUGCUCGCGAGACAACCAAUAAUUAAUGUCUUUUUUAUCCAAUUUACUACCGGCUACUAGACAUAAAACUUAAGCUAAAUUAAGUAUUACGGUAUGUGUACAACAUCAAUUUUUUAACUCUCACUAAUAUUUCACAACAUUUUACAAACUUAUUUUAUAACAUCGCACAUUCUGUGAUUGUCGAGAAAAGAUAAGUAAAUUUUUAAUUAAGUAACAACUAAUAUGGCUUUGCUUAUUUAUUUUAUUAAACUUCAUACGAGGUUCCAUAUAUUUCUGAGAAAAGCAUUUUUUAAAGAAUUUUUUAGCUCUCGAUGUAACAUAGACGAACUACAGUUUCGUUUCUCAGUAUAGCAAAACGGAAUUAAUUAAUGUCGGACAGAGGAGGUAGUGUUAUGAUCAUUAACGAGAAACUUCUUCUUUCUCACACUGUCGAUGGAGACCCUCAACGAAUCACGAAUCGAGUGUACCCUCGGAAAGUAGCUGGAAUGUUAUGCAAAGCAAUUACACCGAUUUAAUUGUCCAUGCGAGAAUCAUUAAGCAGACUCCACCGAGGGAGCGAUGAACCGAUUGAUUUCUAUUUCGAUUAAAAAUUAUAUAAAUCCAACGUAGCAACAAUUGCUCAAGUUAUUUAUUAUAAGAAUUUCAUUCAACGCGACCUUUUGCUGUGUUCAAAUAUAAUAUUAAUUUCAACAGGACUUUAUACAUAUCAUUCAUAUAACAUGAAUUAUGUUGUAGACUCACAUGAAAUGCAGUUUCGUUACUCUUCGGGACAUAAGUUGGCAGCAGAUGUAAAUAACUGCUCAGAAAACCAGAUGUUUGUGAAAGGCGAGAAGGUAUUGAAAACGAACCUUCUAUGCAUUAAAUCAAGGCUGUAUGAGUUGAACAUUAUUAUAUGUCGGUAUACACCAAGGAAGACGAGAAAGGGAACAGGGGAUAAUUUGAACAAUUAUAAUUUAUGGUAACCGAGACAAACUCGUGUCUUUUUUUCUUUCUUUCCACAACCGGAUUACCGGAACUCAUAAAAUCAAUUGGAGUAAUUGCGCUCGUAUGGAUUCCCGCUGAGACAUGAUGGUCAUUUCCCGUAGUUUCUAUGGACAAUAAUAUCGAUGAAAAGUCGAAACAAAGCGUUGGAAUCAGCCAGUGGCUAUUUUUAAAAUCUAUUGAUCACGAGAGAGAUCAUCUUUGCGAAUGCAAAGCGUACAUCAUCUGCAUUCGUACGAUAAGAGAAUGCGACGCUCAUAACGAAGGUUUAUCUUUAGAUGGAGCGGCAUAAACAUACAAUGGGCAAUACCGAAACUAAUGAGGAAAUUAAUUUAAAUAAAGAGAGGCCCAAUCGGCGCCAUUCUUGCAUAACGAUCGAUGCUGCUUUUCCGAUACGUGCCACGAAUGCUGUAUAUACUUCUGAAAUUCUCUGAGAUAUGUUCAAAUUUAAAAUAGUCGAAAUGUGAUAGCUGUAGCGCAAUUUCGUCAAAAUUACAAGUUUGUAAUCAAAAUAUUGAUAUUAUUGCACUGAAGUUUUUAAUGCACGAUGAGAUAAAAUUUGUGAAAAUUGGGAGGGUAUUUAUUAUAUAUACAGGGAUCUUUAUCAAUGUUGAAAUUAGUUAAGGUCUAAAUUUAAAAGAAUUUAGUGCUCAGUAGUAGAUAUUUGUAUCUACAACUUUGACGUCAAAGAAAAAGGGUUUUUAGAGUUAUUAAUAUGUAAAUGACGACAAUGACCUUUGAACUUUUGGAUAUAGAUGGAAGAUUACUAUACCUCCCUAAAGUCAGAAUAAAGUUUUAGCUACAGCGUGACAAGUAGGGGCCAGAAGUUACGAUUUCGCUUUGUGAUAAAUAUAGGUAUGUAAUGAUUAAGUCCACUGAGGACAAAAUAAUCAAUUAAUAAUUUAAUUUCACCUAUUUAUUUUAGUAAUACAAAAGUUAUAAAUAAUUUAGAACAAUUCGCAAUUACUAUAAAUUAAAUUUUUCCAAAUUAACCACUGGAAAUAAAAGAUAUUAAAUACAUGAUAAUAUCUUUUAAAUCUUUUAAAUUUAAAUUAUCGGAGGAAAGAUAAGAAACAGUACAAUAAAAUGUUAAUUUGUUCCGUACGUAUAUUAUUGUAUACAUAACUCAAAUAUAAAUACUGUUUUAAAUAUUUCUUUAGAGUUAUAUUAUAAAGUACUUGGUUAGUUAUCUGAUGCAAUCUACUCGAAUUAUCAAUAUUUAAGUAGAAUAUAUAUUUCCUACCUUUUUUCGGAGAAGUAUUCAUAUCGGAAACUCAUGAUCUUUUCCUAAAUCUGAUUAGAAUGAGCGACGAAAUAUUGAAACUUCAUCACAUUGGAAAAGGGCCAACAAGAAUAUAAUUAGAUCAUGAAUUGAUCAUCCUUCUGAUAAACAUUGAAAUCUUAAUUAGAUUCUAUGAAACGAAUUCCUAUUAAUAUCUUUCCUAUCAUUUUUUUCCUCCUUUAGAAAAAAAAAAAAAUGACAAUUGCAAAAAAUGAAUUUUUAUUUUGAACAAUUUUAAAAGAAUUACUUUUAUAACUAAAUUCGUAUUUUAAAUUAUUCAACAUUACUCUUAAACACAGAAUUACAUGGUAUUUAUUUAUUUUUACAUUUCUGUAAGGGUUGCUGGACUUGAAACCGUCAGUCUUUUCCUAGUAAUGAUACAUGCUCCUCUUUACAGUGGUGUUUAAUGACAUUCGUGACAAAAGGUAAAUUUUUUAUGAGUUUAUAAGUUUACAAAAUGUUACUACUAAUAGGUUAUUAAGUUAUUGAUAACUUAAAAAAGAACAAAUGAUAAUAAUGAUUUAACCAAGAAUAAAGAACAAGAAGCAGUUUAUGACAACAUACAAGAUAAACAAAAAAAAAAUAUUUAAACAUCAAUUAUGAUGUGAUACAAGAUUUGGAAGUUAUACAUAUAUGAAGAUACAAGUGAUUCAAUGUAGUCAUUUGUAGCAAUAGAGUGCAAGGAAAAACAUAUUUUAUAAUAUCUAAGAAAACAACAAAGAUAUUAACAGAAACAUUAAUAUACAUAUAAGAAGAAUAUAGAAAUAAAUAUAUAAAGAUGAUCAUAUCAUCAUCAUAUCAUAUCAUAGCUCAAAAGAAGUCAGAUUUAAAGUUAGGAAGAAAAUCAACAUACAAUAUGAUAUUUAAAGAUGACUGUUCUCAAUCAUGAAUUGUCUGUUACAAUAUUUGUGGUAAACAUAUUAGCACAAAGUAAUAAACUUGGUAUAAAAGAACAAGAAAUAAUAUGUAAUAAGAAUUUAUACCAACAGAUACAUCAAAACAUUUUUUACAGUUUAGAUUUAUGUAACAAAAUUUGAGUGUAUCUAAUAAUUAUGAUAAAAUAAUAUUUGUAUACAUUGAUUGUAAGAAUAACGAAGACUAUGUUAGAAUAAUAACUCACUAAAAACUUUUAAGUUAAAAGUUUUUAUUUUCUUCAAGACAUUAAAUAUAAGAUACAACAAGUAUAUACACUCUCUCAUAUGGAUAUGAAUAUUUAAAUAUGAAUUAAGCUGUGUUAAAUUAACUUCACUUAUAAUUAUUCAAUUUAAUAAGAAAUAUGUAGUUUAUCUUCAUAAUUGUUCAGUAGAAAUAUUUUUCUUAAUAUUUUUUUACAUAGCACAAAUGAACUAAGGCCUUCAUUGUAGAAUUUUGGAAAACACUACAUUUAUGAAAAAAAACUGGAAGAUUUCUUUUAAUUAAACUUUUUGUGAUUUUAGUUUAUAUUACACCAUUUAAUUUUUUUAAAAUAACUAACAAAAAUGACAAUCUACGUAGACAAUAGUAACAGUAAUAUUCAUACAAAAGUUUCUAUCACACACGCAUGCAACUAGAACUACACUGAAACGAUGAGGCGGGAAGCGAUUCUCAAGAAUCGUUAUAUCGAAUCAAUACCGCGCGCAAUAUUUGAAUUUGAACUGAUAAACGCAGAAAAAUUGAACUACUAUUUAUUAACAAAAGUGUAUAAUAUUGUAUAUUUAAUUAUUUAGAUUAAUAAAUUACUACUAGCAAAGUUAUAUUAAAAUUUGAAGUGUGUGAAAAGACAAAGAAUAAAGAAUAAAAAAGUAUAGCAAUAUAUACAGUCAUUAAACCUUGAUCUAUAAUCUUGACAUUCGCAUGGUCAAGUGUAUAAUAAUACAUUCUUGCAUUAAACUGUAACCAUUCGUUUAAAUGAACGUGCCUAGAUUUAACUAUAUGUUUUUCUACAGUAUUGAUAUAUUUCUAUUAAUUUGAGAUAUCAACAUUGAAACAACAUCUGCAAUUUAAGAAAGUCAAGAACAGCACUCUAAGUUUCCUAACGUGCGUCUGCGAAGUAAAAGGCACGAUUUCACUAUAAAAUCGGUGCAACGGAAUGCACUGUUACGUCACUUGAUUCGCACUCAGAACACUCAAUUUGUAGACAUCAAUCGUAGAUACCUGUAAACAGUUAGUCAAUUACACAGUUAUUAUAAAAGAAUAGAAGAAAUCUUUGUAGUGAAUUUUUCAAAUAUUUAAUUUGUUUUAUGGAAUCCUACUUUAUCAUAUUGUAUUAUUUGUAUAAUAAAAAAAUGUCAAAUACAUUCAUAAAAAUUUUAAAACUAUGUAAAAUAAUAUAAAUUAAUGGCCGUCUAGCUACAAUUACUUUUUUGCUAUAUAUUAAAAUCCUUAAAUAAAAAAUGUUUGUAAAAUUGUAAUUAUGUUACAAUAUUACGUUAAUGUUAUUGUUCUAUGGGAUGAUACAAUCACUUUCGAAAAAAUAAGAGAAAAAAGAAGAAUCUCAACCAGUUUCUGAUCUCAGUCAUGUAGAUAGUGUCGUUUGUCGAGUCUUUCGAAGACCUACUUGAAAAAAGCCAGUCGAUCCUCCUUACCGGUCGAUCAAUUUACUCGGCUCUGAAUGAAUGCAUGACGAUCCCGUUAUCGUUUCGUCCGAGUGGGUCACCGACACUUCGACAGGAUUUUACUCGUAGCUGCUUCGAGGUGCACGUACCGAACCUGUGCCGUGAACAGACCGUUCUCAUUGAUACUUGGUGGGGUUCAACAGGACCGUCUCACUUUCUUGGAAAACAGUUUGAAGCACCUCUAUGAUCUUAGUCUUUUUCAAAAAAUUCUAUAUAGAAAAAACAAUAAUUUAAUCGUGUAUUUAGAUAUCCUAAAUUUCAGUUUCAAGUUCAAAAUUAAAAUUAAAAUGUAAUAGCAAUGUAUCGUUUCUCUUAGAAAAAGGUUAAUACUAAUUUUUGAAAUUACGAUACAUAGAAAUUAAGUAGCAAAAUAUUUUUUUUUAAUUCAAUCAUUCGAUCAGUUUCGAUCGAUUUAUUCACCAAAGAUCGAUCGAUUUAUUCACCAAAGAUCGAUCGAUCUUUAGUCAGUUUUAAUCACAAAUAUUUUAAUGAACAUAGAAAAUCUCACAGAUCAAGUGAUUUAUAAAAUAUUCAUUGAGCUCACUACUUCAAACAUGCUUAGUAUCAGUUUAGUAUUAUUAUAUCUAUAUAUAUUAACUACAUAUAUAACAUGAUCUAUUAAAAUGUUUUUUACACUCGUGGAGGAAAAGAGGGGAUCUUGAAAGUGGAGCCAAGAUUCAGCCGUCCCUGGAAACCAGAUGGGGUCUGAAAGUGCCCCGCGUGCUCGCCUUCGAAGAACAUAUCCAUGCAGUAUUAGUGUUCGCGUGAACGAGUAACUUGUCGUACCUUUUUAUCUCUAUUGAGAAGUAUCACGUUCACCUGCGGAUCCUAAGGUCGUUUUCGCGGACGUUGUCUACUUCGAUCAUCGCGAACGACAGUAAUUUUCGAAACGUCUCAUUCGUGAAUAAAUCUUCGAGGAAAAGGGAACGUCUCCAGGAAACUAUUACAGACGAUCGUUGUCGACUUUACCAAUUUUUGCGCGAUAAUUAAACUGGAUCUACAACUAUGAAAAUCGCCACGACCUUGUUCUUCUUCGUAGUCGUCGGAUGCACGUGGCGGGAGACUCUAGGGACGUGCGUGUUUCAAUCGGACUUUGGUUUCGUGCUUAACUGUGCCUUUCGGAAGUCCGGAAUUUUUCGGGUACGAAAUCUUGGAGGUGUCAAAGGUUACGUCGGCCUGGGAUUUUCUGUGGGUGACGAGCUAGGAUUCAGUCAGUCCUUGUCCAAUGUGGAGGCUGCCAAAAGAAGAAGCGUGCAGACUAGUAGAGUUGGUUCAUCAUCCCAUACUAAUUUGGCUACCAAUCGAGAUGAAACUAGACAACACACUCAGAACACUCGACAAGCGGUGCCUCCCUUCAAACCUUUACCAGCUGGAGCAACGCGGCCGAUAGCUCAGCAACCAGAACGUCAAAAAUUGGUCGUACAACAGAAUUCUACAGUCCUUCGAACCGUGCCAGCUCCUUCCUUAUCAGCAACACAGCAGGACUUAUUGAGGCAACAGCAACUAAUGCAACAAGAAGUAAAACAGAAGCAACAAUUGAAAUUGCAGCAAGAAGCUUUCGCAUUGCAAGUACUAAAGCAACAAAGGUUACAACAACAGGAAGCUAUGAGACAGCAACAGUUGCAGAAGCUUCAACAGCAACAGAAACAGCAACAGAUUGCUGCGCAACAACAAAUACUGACACAGCAACAUAAAAGGCACCAACAAAUGGUACCGAUGCAAGUAAAAAGAGAUCAGACACCACAGAUGCUCGCAGUUGCAGCUGCAAUGCCAGGAAAAUUACCUAACAUUGUUGCUGCAAUUCCACCAGCUGAUAGCAUCGUAGAACCAGGACUUUCAUUAAAAUCAGCGUCUUCGAGUGACGGGUUACCACCUUUUAUUUCGAUGCCACAGUCAUCUUCACAGUUGACCGAUCGAAUUAGCAAUAGUCCUACUAUUUUGCACGAUUCUGAUAACGAGGUGUCGAAAGAUGAUUUCAAUCAGCUUCCUUUACCUGGAGAUGAGGCUGCAUCUUCAGUCAACGAGAUGACUUUACUUUCCCUUCAAGCAGCUGAAUCCAGUCAGUCACAACAACAAAACGAGAAACGACAAUCGUUGCCAUCGUCAUUGCCAUCUUUAGCGCCUAUUCAAGGAAUGGAAACGUCGUUGAAAGCUCUGGCAGAAGCUAGCAAUAUUACUUUAGAAGCUCUAGAAGCUGCUAUUCUUCUCAGGCAACAGCAACUUCUACAAAAACAGCAAGGGCCAACCAGUACAAGCACGACGACGACUACAACUAUGUCUCCGCAUAAAAAUAAAUAUAAUCCUGGUGUCACCAAAGUAAUGAACGCUCCUCGUGAAUAUUAUCCAAUGGGUUAUGACAAGAACUUCGAUGACAAUUUUGCCAGUCGUGUAGAUCUUCCGGACACAAGCUUUUAUUGUGGUGACCAAAAACAUUUUCCAGGACUUUAUGCUGACGAAGAUCUUGGGUGCAUGGUAUUUCACGUCUGUGCAUUAACGGAUGAUGGCUUGAUUAUGAAGAGUUUCCUCUGUCCCGAAUCAACUUUAUUCGAUCAAUCUAUCCUCAAAUGCAAUUGGUGGUUCUACGUGGAUUGCAAAACUUCGAAAAGUUUAUAUGACAGCAACAUUCCAAUUAGCAAGAGUUAUCAGUUAAUGAAAGCACUAGCGUUUUUCUCAGCGUACAAAAACCAUGACAAUAGUACAACAUCUGCUCAAGAAAACUCAGAAAGCUCAAAAUAGCACUAAAUCUUGUUACAAAGGAACUGUAUCUUUAUUUUUAGUUAGUUUACUAGUUGGGCAUCCCCUGUGAGUUUAAUUCGUUCCACGAUUGCCAAUUUAUGUUCCUUUAAUCCAUUAAGCUUUGGAUAAUGAAAGUUAGCUUCUUUAUAUAUUUUAAUAUCGAGCUACUUUCUUAAUUAGUUUGUGGAAUGUUAAGUAUUUUAAAUUAGUGUAUAAUAUUUAGAUUUUUUGUUGAGGUGUGAUCUUAAUGGAUUAAACUGAACUUCUUUGUGGAAAGGUGAAUUUUAUAAGACAAUGGAUAUUUUUGUGUCACGGUACAACUAUUUUUCUCGUUAAUCACUACCGUCACAAUCCCAAACGAUAAGUGUGUAUAUAUAUAAUUUAUUAUAUUAGUGGAGUGUAAUAGGCAUAGUAAAUAAUUUGUUUUAAUCGUAAUGUUGUAAAUAGUUCUACGUUGGUAUUUUCGUUGAUGUGGUUUGUUUAAUAAUAAUCUCAUUCUUGUUGACGUGGCUGUCCCUAUUCUAUAUCGUGAAAUUCUUGUUAAAAAUAUGUAAUCAGAAGAUAUAAGAAAUAUUAAGAGAUCGAUUGAAAUAAAACAGACAUAAAGAAAA
This is a messenger RNA of Bombus terrestris (buff-tailed bumblebee), 9705 nucleotides long. It is a transcript of the gene mtg, whose product is annotated as mediator of RNA polymerase II transcription subunit 15. Gene Ontology annotation, cellular component: extracellular region. Gene Ontology annotation, molecular function: chitin binding. The record is from RefSeq and is a predicted model, not a curated record. The transcript has 12 exons. Lineage: Eukaryota; Metazoa; Arthropoda; Insecta; Hymenoptera; Apidae. Bases 7364 to 9094 code for a protein of 576 amino acids.